Aedes albopictus (Asian tiger mosquito) is the source of this 1772-nucleotide messenger RNA. RefSeq names its product WW domain-binding protein 11. NCBI's taxonomy places the organism in Eukaryota, Metazoa, Arthropoda, Insecta, Diptera, Culicidae. Gene Ontology annotation, biological process: RNA processing. The transcript has a single exon. Gene Ontology annotation, cellular component: spliceosomal complex. The coding region runs from base 112 to 1638 and encodes 508 amino acids. The record is from RefSeq and is a predicted model, not a curated record.
GGCAUCCCUGGUUUGCAUCGCCGUGUGUUUACAAAAAAAAAUCAUUCCAAAAAUUUAGUAUCGAAGUUCUCCAACUAAUUUCCUGAUUACUUGUGCAAAAAAUCCACCAAAAUGGGUCGCCGCUCGAUCAACACGACCAAAAGCGGUAAAUAUAUGAACCCGACGGAUCAGGCCCGGAAGGAAGCCCGUAAGAAAGAGCUGAAGAAAAACAAAAAGCAGCGGCAGAUGGUUCGUGCUGCCGUUCUGAAGGGGAAAGAUCCAGCCCAACUGAUCGAAGAAAUGGAGAAAAUCGACGAGAUGGAAUUCAACGUCUACCAGCCGUCACCGCUGAACGAAAAGGUCUUGAAGGAGAAACGUAAGAAGCUAAAGGAAACGCUGGACCGGGUUAUGCGGCUCUAUCAGGCGGACGAUCCGGACUUGUGGGCGGAACUUAAGAGGAAAGAGGUUGAUUAUGAAAAGCGGCGCAAUAAGCGAAUCCAAUACUACGAGAGCGUGCGACACGCUGAACAAGUCCAGGUGGAUGAUAUUCCCCUUCCGUCGAUGAACGAAACGCCGACCCCUUUGUCCAUACCGCGAAUCCCCAUCCCGCCAAUGAUACCGACGAUUGUUCCACAAGUUAAAGCUCCGCAAGCACCCCCGCCUAUUCUAAAGAAACCGGUAGAGAAUCCCAUAGAACCAUCGGAACCAGUUGACGAUGACGACGAUAUCCCAGGAUGUCCACCUGGUCCACCUCCGGAUAUAUUCGCUAUGCCGGAACUCGAUUUUGAUCUGGAAGAGUUCCACACUGAAACCCAAAAGAGCGUCAAAUUCUUCGAUGAUGCCGAUUCCCGAGACAACUCUGACGAUUCCGACGUGGAAAAACCGAAACAACCUAGCUCCGUACAACAGAAGAUGUUGGCCAUUUCCGGUCAAAACCUAGACGAGUUCAUGAAGGAGAUGGAAAACGUUCAAAAGAAGAAAGAUCUGCCGGACGCCAUAGCCGGAACAAUUUCGAUUCCGCAGAAGCCAACAAUAGCAUUGCCAAAUCCGGCUCCUCAUCCUUCCGAUCCAACGGUCAAAUACGUUCCGAUGCCGUCGAUUCCCAUGCCGGGACCUGCGCCAAUCCAGCCAGCUCUAAUGAUUCGACCCCCGCCGCUUCGUCCAGGCAUCCCGGGAAUACCAGGAAUGCGCAUGCCACCACGUCCUCCGCCAGGAAUCCCACCACGACUCGGCAUGCGGAUGCCACCGGGACCUCCCGCAGGCCCACCACCAAAGCACAUCCAGCAGCAGCACAUGCGCAACAUGAUGCAGCAACAGAAAGACCCCAAGAGCGCCACGAUUUCCGCCAAGCCGCAGAUCCGAAACCUGAGCGCCGACGUGACCCGCUUUGUACCGAGCGCCCUCCGAACCAAAAAGGACGAAGGAACCAAACGGCCACCUCAAGUGGGACACCACCAGAUGCCAGCGCAUCACUCGCACCACCACCACCAGCAGCAGCAGCAUCAUCCUCCUUCGCAUCACCAGCAGCACCACCAUUUCCAGCAGCAGCCGGGAAGGUCAGCUGGUGGCCCAGGCGGUGCGGAUCAUCAUCCGGGCAACAAGCCCAGCAAGGACGACGCCUAUAUGCAGUUCAUGAGGGAAAUGCAGGGAUUGCUUUAGGCUGGCGUUGGAAGACCGGAAGGUGUGCAUUUGCAGUGUUUUUAGUCGAUAGGAUUUAUUUCGUUUAUCACAAAAGCUUAAAUUAUAGAAAAUUUAAGGUUAAUAAAGCAUUCAAAAUACAUAACAAAAAUUGA